AUGUGGGUAACAGACAGUUCAAUUUAAUAAAACAGAGACGAAUAGUCAAAUAACAAGGUUGUUCUAAUGUGGGAUCUCCUAAAAGAACUAAGAAAGCAAUAUCAAAAUAUAGCAGACAUUUUGAGUGAUAUUGAGGAAUUAAAAGACUCAGAAAAUCAAAAUAUGAACGGAUUUCAAUUCGAACAGAAAAAUGCUGAGUUUUUAAACAAGGAGAUAUCGUUCUUCAUUGAUAAUCUUAGAAGGGUAAUUUAAAAUAUAUUUUAAAUUCAUUAGAAAGCAAUCGACUCUGGAUUAAAUGAAGACUCUCUCAUGCCAAUUAAUGAUCAGAGAGACAAACAAAUUUGUAAUUAAUAAUUUAUGUAAUAAGUUGUCUUAGAUGAGUACAUUAGAAACUAAUCAAGACCAUAGUCAGCUGUAUCCUAAUCAACAAGACCUGGAAGUUCAAUGCCUAAAGGUACCGAGGCAAGUAUGAGAGGUUCCUUUUAUAGCACAUCAGGAGGCAAUAAAUUCGGAGAAUUGUAAAACAAAGAAACAAAAGUAGUUGAAUCAUUCAAACUUUCAAACAUUCUUGAGUUUAAUGAAGAAGAGAAGAAGAUCCUUGCUUAAAUCAAAAAGAUAAUCAAUGAGGAAUGCGACAAGCUUUAGGAGGAUAUAGAUGAGAUUCAAAAUUAGUUGCUGCAAAGCUCGAAAAAUCAAACUCCGAGGGCACCUAAUCAAAAAGAACUGAAAGAUUUUUCUGUCAAAUUAUAGGAAGAACUUCUUAGGAGUGAUCAGAUUUUAAAAGUAGCUAAUCCUGUCACAUCGUCAAAUAGAAAAUAAAGUCUUCCAAAAAUAGGAGGUGUCAACUUGGGAUCAACAAAUAUGAAUAUGAGCUAGAUAUCCUUUAAAAAGACAGGUUUAAAUUUCAAUAAUCCAGGAGGAAUUAAUAUCAACUAGACGCCACAAAUGACUUCAAAUUUAGACAACAUAAAAAAUAUUAUUCCCAAAAAGGGACCAAUUAAAUUAACAGCAGGAAGCAUUAAGUAAUUAGACAGCACAAAUAUCAUGAAUCAAAGUAAUGCCUUUAAGUAAAGUAAUGGAUUCUCUAGUACAUCUUCUUCUUUUAACAUGUUUGAUUGUACAUCUGAAGCUGAUGUCAAUUAAACUCCAGCUCAAACGAAUCCUAUAAAGAAAUUUUCAUUAAGCAAAAUAAAGAAUACAACUUCAAGCAAAGUUUAACUAUAGCAAAUGACUUAAGAUCCAAAUCUGAUGAAUUAAAAUAAUGGUAGCACUGGUAUAUCAAACUCCUUAAAAGAGAGAAUAAAUUCAUCAGUCACAAAAUAAAGAGAUCCUUCAAUAUCUAAGAUGAACACAACAGGAUCAGCAAAUAACUUUGGUAGUGGGCCAAGUGCUCCAAAAACUAUAAUCUAAAUGAGUAAAAUAAAAAAAGUGAAGACUUAGGUACCAAAAUAAAAAUAAGAGCUUUAUGGUCUUGAUAUUGAUUUCUUAGAAGAGUUAGGCUUGGGCGGUGUAGUAUAAGAACUACAAAAUCAGUAGCCAAAUAUUCAGAGUAUCAAAUAAAAAGAGGAUAAAUGUUCAAAGAUUAAUAAUAUGGAUAUGCAAUAACUACAUGAAGAAUAUGAUAUUAAGAGAUCUGCUCCUAAAAAAUUAAGAGGCAUGUGCAAAGAUUACAGAGCAGAUUAGAUAGAAAUACUUGACUAGUCUCAAUGA
This is a messenger RNA of Stylonychia lemnae, 1710 nucleotides long. The record is from the annotation of a GenBank genome assembly. NCBI's taxonomy places the organism in Eukaryota, Ciliophora, Spirotrichea, Sporadotrichida, Oxytrichidae.